Molecule: messenger RNA, 3385 nt
Organism: Apus apus (common swift)
Lineage: Eukaryota; Metazoa; Chordata; Aves; Apodiformes; Apodidae
Gene: CABLES1
Product: Cdk5 and Abl enzyme substrate 1
Exons: 10
Coding region: 42-1622 (526 amino acids)
Biological process (GO): nervous system development; regulation of cell cycle
Cellular component (GO): cytosol
Source: RefSeq, a predicted model, not a curated record
GCCAGCGGGGAGGGGAGGAGGGGAGGGGGAGCCGGCCGACAAUGGCGGCGGCCGCCACCGCCGCCAGCCCCGGCAGCCCCGCCGCCGGGCCCCUGCCGCCGCCGGAGCCCUGCCCCAGGAAGGGGCCGCUGCCGCCGGGGCCGCCGCAGCCGCCGCCGGUUCGCAGCGACCCCCGCCGCAGGCAGGCCGCGCUCUCCUUCCUCACCAGCAUCUCCCUCGACGGGCGGCCCCCGCCGCCGGGCAACGACGGCCCCGCCGCCAGGCCCCGCCAGGCCCCGCCGCCGCCACGGCUGGGCAGCCCCCCGGCGGCACCCACCGACCCCCCCCGGGCCCAGGAGGAGGAGGAAGAGGAGGAGGAGGAGGACGCCUUCGCCGCGGUGCAGGUGCCGGCCGCCGCCUUCCUGGGCGCCGCGGCGGCGGGCAGCCGCGGCCGCCUCAACUCCUUCACGGCGGGGGUGCUGCCGGCGCCCUUCGGCCGCGCCAGUCCGCAGGGCCCCGCCGGUGUCGGCAGCGAGCUGGGGCAGCCCGGCUCCGCCGCCGCCUUCGAGCUGCAGCGCUCCCGACGUCGGCUGAUCUCACAGCGAUCUUCUCUGGAGACUCUGGAGGACAUCGAGGAAAAUGCCCCGCUGCGAAGAUGUCGGACACUCUCAGGAUCACCCAGACCAAAGAACUUCAAGAAGGUUCAUUUUAUCAAGAACAUGCGGCAACACGAUACCAGAAAUGGCAGAAUAGUCCUUAUCAGCAGCAGAAGAUCCUUCUGCAGCAUAUUUUCAGUGCUGCCAUAUCGAGACUGUACCCAAGUCGGGGAUAUGAAGCUGGAAGGUGGACGCCAGUGCCAUUCUACCGGAGUGUGUCUGAAAGAGAUUAUUGGUCUUGAAGGUGUGGAGCUUGGAGCAGAUGGGAAGACUGUUUCUUAUACACAGUUCCUAUUUCCCACCAACGCUCUGGGAACUCGGAGGAACACAAUAGACUCCACCUCAUCCUUCUCCCAAUUUCGCAAUGCAAGCCAUCGUAGCCUUUCUUUGGCAAGAGCUAACAGCACCCAGGGGAGCAUUGAUGCAGGUAGCGACCUGGGAGACUUUGUUGAAUACGACCCAAAUCUUUUAGAUGAUCCCCAGUGGCCAUGUGGCAAACAUAAGCGGGUUUUAAUAUUUCCUUCAUAUAUGACCACAGUCAUAGACUAUGUGAAGCCAUCAGAUCUCAAGAAAGACAUGAAUGAGACUUUCAAGGAGAAGUUCCCUCACAUCAAGUUAACCCUCAGUAAAAUAAGAAGCCUGAAGAGAGAAAUGCGCAAGCUUGCUCAAGAAGAAUGUGGUUUUGAAGAGCCCACAGUGGCAAUGGCCUUUGUCUACUUUGAGAAGCUCGCUCUCAAGGGGAAGCUGAACAAGCAGAAUAGAAAGCUUUGUGCUGGAGCCUGUGUUCUUUUAGCAGCCAAAAUUGGCAGUGACCUCAGAAAACAUGAAGUCAAGCAUCUUAUAGAUAAACUGGAAGAGAAGUUCCGGCUGAACAGGCGAGAGCUGAUCGCCUUCGAGUUCCCGGUGCUGGUGGCCUUGGAGUUUGCUCUCCACCUCCCCGAGCACGAAGUGAUGCCGCACUACAGACGCCUGGUGCAGAACUCCUAGCGCCGGCUGCCCUGCGGGGAAGGGGCUCCCGACUGUUCCCGCUUGGCUCUCCUGAGCCGCCGCUACUACUGGAAACGCAAAAUCAGACUCCUAACGCUUCGCUCUCUCUCUCUUCCCCCCAGAACAGUUUUUUUUUCCGGCGACUCGCAGGGAAACGCCGCCUCCACGCGAGACUCUCAGCUUUGACCGAUGUCCGCGUCGUUACUUUCUCAAAGCGGGUGAAGCCUGAGCUGUUGGUAGAUGGUUAGCGUGCUGAAUCCGGGUGGCGACUGACCCUGCCCGUGGGGACUGCAGCUGUACAAGGAGGCCAAAACGAGAAGGGCAGCCUCCACCACCCCCCUUCUCCCUCCCUCACACAAACCAACCCCUGGAAGCCCAACGCCAGUGCGUUCUCGUAGCGCUUUUUCUACAGACCUGCUGCGACUCCCAAGAGGACUCCUCAACGUUGUGAAAAAGCUUUUUAAAAGAGGAUUAUCUCUUCACUGUGUCAAAAAAAGGCUGUGCCAAUCUAUUUUUGUAUCAGCAAUUGAAAGUGCACUUUUUUUCCUGUGGGGUGUUUUGUGUGCGUUACCUGUGUGCGUGUGCGUGUGGGACACCGAACUGGUCUCAGUCCAGGUGGUUGGCUUAGCUGUGUCCGAGUGUCUCAGUUACCCAUGGCCAAGAUCAAGGUGACCUUACCUGUUUACUUCUUGAAAAACAGAACUACUGGAAAAGUGGUAAAAUGGGAUCAUUUUUGAACACUUGGGGUUUUUUUAUUCUCUGAUCUUUCCCAACGUUGUACCUUUGAAAGGAUUACACUACUACUACAACUACUACAACUACUACUACUACUACUACUACUACUGCUACUACGAGAGAAGGAUCAGCAACUGACCUUAAGUUUGCAGUUAUGUUUGUGAAAAAGACGAAAGCAUUGGUAUGAGAUUCCCAUGUCAUGUUUUUUAAGAAUAUCUUGUGUUAAGCCACAUGCAUAUUUUUAACCUUCGCACUUUUCCCACUGUGGAGAUGGUUAGACUUGCACUCUGUAGUGUUGUAUUUCUGUGCUCUAUGUUAGAGUGCGUAAUAAGCACAUUUAUUGUGCUGUAUCUUAAAACAGUGUUUUAUUAAACAAAAACAAAAAAAAAACCACACACACAAAAAAAGAGUAGGGCUCAGCAGUUUAACAGGUGUCUUAAAGCUCCAACAGCAGGGGCAUCAGCUGUUGUUGAAAUGUUUGGUUUUUAACUAGAAUUGACUGUGCAAAACCUAAAAUCAGCACCCGUUGAAGUUAAAGGUCCAGUUCCUUUAGACAUUUCAGUACUGGAGUUUUACAGUAAAAUUCUUGCAGCUUCCCUGGUUCUUACUGGACACCCAGAAAGUUGGGAGGGUCUCAUCCAAGCUCCUCAAUGCUAUGUACACACUAAGCUAGGUCCAUGCUUACAGACAUUGUUCAAUUGCUGUUAUCCUGUGGGAUUACCUCCCUGUCCAACCUUCUCCUGUGCUGGUGCACUUAAUAAGCUUUGCCCUCAACAUGCCCUACAUGGAUCUGGUGAAGUCAAAUACUUACAUUUAUGGUAUUUUUAAUUAAAAAAAUGAAAAUCUCCACCAUGAGAUUUUAGCUGAAGCCUUACCUCUCUUAAGUUUGGGAGUGCUUGCUCAGAGUAUGGAAAGGGCUUGUGUGCAGAAUGUAGAGAAGUGAGACAUCCCAGAGGAUGUAAACACACUAAUGCUUACUUUCUUUCACUCUUACUUUAAUCAGUUUUAUUAUUUCCUUCAGUUAGGCC